Arabis nemorensis is the source of this 213-nucleotide messenger RNA. Lineage: Eukaryota; Viridiplantae; Streptophyta; Magnoliopsida; Brassicales; Brassicaceae. The record is from the annotation of a GenBank genome assembly.
AUGUGCAAAAAGCAGUUCAAGAAGACUGGGACAGCUGAUUUAAGUCUGGAGGCCAUGUACCGCACGGUUGGAGAUACAAAGGAUAUCACGAGUGUUUUGGUCCCCAACGACGCAGAGCAGAGGCUUCUGUCCAACCUCUUGGAUGAAAUGAAAUUGUUCGACCAUGAGCUCAAGGAUGAUAACGAUAGGGAUGACGCUGCUGUUGACAAUUGA